CGUUCAUAUACGCGCCUCGCGCCUCACUUCGGUUUCGAAACGCACCCUUUCCCGAUAAGCCAUUGGCCAAUGUUGAGCGGUCCGUAAAAUUGUUCGGCUCAAGACGAAUAAGUAGAAUGCAUGUGCCGAACGACCCUGGAGCGUUCGGUUCUCAGCAACUCUCCGAGCAACCCAGCCUGUUACCCGUACCAAGGAGUUGGCGAGCACAAAAUUUAGGCGCAACCGAUGGUAUUCGUGCGGAUAAAGCUGAUUUCGAUCGAAAUAGCUUAAUAUUGGAUGACACCACGCGUACUUUGCUGAAUGCGGCCCUUGAUCUCAUAAACUUCAGGCUAGAGUUUCCGUCUGAAGCUAGUAGUGUCCACGAGUUUGAAGGGUCUCAGGGAUUUACUUCGGUCAUCAGUUCAGAUUCCGCCUGGCCCUACAGAUUAAGCAAUUUGCAUCCUGUCAAAUGUAUGUUUGACGCUGUUGAUACUAGAUCCAAAAGUGACUUACGUGCUUCCGGAAACCCUGGCAAGGCCGUAUCCGCAGUUGUUCGUGACCAAAGGCCUUUCUUCAACCAAGUUGCACAGUCUAAAGCCGAAGAAAGCGAACUCGAUAGUUUGGAUAACGAUCAAUUAGGUCGUAUGCAAACAGAUUUGGUCACUUCCUCUUGUCGCUCUGUCCCACGUCUCGAUAUUUCAAAGGUUGACAGCAUAAGUGUAAAGCAAAACUGGAAAAACCAUAAAGAUAAGAAUGCAGACAGUCGAGGCGGGGGUCUGCGCAAAACGUUCCAUUUAAUGGAUGGAGUAGGCAAACGUGAUGACGCACUUGAAUCCUAUGCUGCUGUAGCCGAGCGAAAUCUUGAUUUAGAACUUGGGGUGCGGGACAGGUUGGAUCUUUCACAAAAAGAGUUUGCAGCACCGGAAAUUCACAAGCUGAAGAACAAAGCUUUAGUACCUAAAAUCGUACUCAGUGCGAUGCAAAAAGAAUCGUCAGACAAAUGCCGUCAGUUGUUUUCGAAAGAAAACUCAGGUACGAAAUCUGAAGGCAAUCGAAUUUCUGGCAAGCAUACAAACAGUCUUCCACACAAACUCUCUGAGCAACAGCCAGAAGGCUCACCGUUCUUGGUGUGGAACACAGUUUGGUCGCAUUUUCAUGAAACUUUGACAUCAUGUAGAUGA
This is a messenger RNA of Micromonas pusilla CCMP1545, 1160 nucleotides long. RefSeq lists its product as uncharacterized. NCBI's taxonomy places the organism in Eukaryota, Viridiplantae, Chlorophyta, Mamiellophyceae, Mamiellales, Mamiellaceae. The record is from RefSeq and is a predicted model, not a curated record. The coding region runs from base 117 to 1160 and encodes 347 amino acids. The transcript has a single exon.